AUGUCUUUAGAGACGAGCAAGAAUGCCGGCACAGAAAAGAGAAUACCCUCGGAUGAUACGGCUGACAUUCAUCAUGGAGUGCUCUCUGAUAUAAAAGGUGAUGGAGCUACAGGUAUCAAUGGCCACACGCAGGCCAUGCCACAACAAUUCAGCUGGCUAUCGGCACUCGGAUUUGGCUUCUCAAUUACGAACUCUUGGGUUGGAUAUUUGAGCUGCUUCGGACAGACCCUGACUUAUGGGGGCGCCCAAGCCUGUAUCUUUAGCAUGGUCGUGGCUUUUAUGGUGCAGCUGACUGUCACUCUCGGGCUUGCAGAGCUCGCGUCUGCUUAUCCAUCAAGUGGCGGGCAAUAUCACUUUUGUUAUAUCCUCAGUCCGAAACGCACAAAGCGGUACAGUGCCUAUGUUGUGGGCUGGCUUUCGGUACUGGCCUGGUGGAUCGUCACUUGCUCUGGGAUCUCACCGACAGUAGCCAUCAUCAACGAUAUUGCCAAUUUCUGCAAUUUGGGAUAUGUCGCCAACCAGUGGCAGACUUAUCUGACGUAUGUAGCGGUGGCUGUUAUAACUAUAAUCCCUGUGUUUGUGGUAUCGCAGAAAAUCUCCCUCGUCACUCAGUUUGCGCUCUACCUAUCACUCGCAGCAUAUCUUGUAGUUUUCAUUGUCAUUCUCACCAUGCAUCAAGAGGUCCAACCGGGGUCUUUUAUCUUGGCAUCUGGACAGGGCAAUAGCGGAUGGAGCAGAGGUACAUCGUGGUUGUUGGCGAUUACCAAUUCAUUAUAUGCUUUUGGCGGCACAGAUGGAGUCAUUCACAUUUGCGAAGAGCUUCCUCGACCAGGGAGACGUGUGCCGCAGGUAAUGAUCAUGACGAUGAUAAUAGGUCUACUCACCAGCUUAUCAUUAUUCAUCGCAUUGAUGUUCUUCAUCGAAGACAUGGACGCAGUUCGCAAUGCAUCAAUACCCAGCAUGGAACUAAUAUACCAAAUAACCAAAAGCCGACCCAUCACACUCGGACUAUCCAUCGUCCUCACCAUCAUCUACGCCUCUGCCCUUCCCUCCCAAUGGGUAACAUCCGGCCGCAUCGCAUGGGCAUUCGCUCGAGACAACGGCAUACCCUUCCCCGAAUUCUUCACCCAAAUCCACCCCACCCUCAACUUCCCAGUGCACACCACCCUCGCCGCCCUAAUUUUCAGCACCCUCUACGGCCUCCUCUACCUCGCCUCCACCACCGCCUUCACCAGCAUCAUCACCUCCGCCGUCCUCUUCCUCAAUAUCACCUACACCGUACCCCAGGGUAUUCUCCUAACACGAGGGAGAGGAUGUCUUCCACAACGGUACUUGAAUUUAGGGAGAUUGGGAUACGUGUGUAAUAUGUUGUCGGUGGUGUGGAUUAUUAUACUGGGUGUGUUGGUUUGUUUGCCCAGUGGGGGACCGGUUGUGGAUCUGGGGGAUAUGAAUUAUGUGUGUGUGAUUUUGGUCGCUGUGUUUGGGGGGAUUAAUCUGUUGUGGAUGGGUGUGGGGAGGGGGAGGUUUGUUGGGCCGGUUGUGGGGUGA
Messenger RNA from Aspergillus sclerotioniger CBS 115572, 1548 nucleotides. RefSeq names its product choline transporter. Gene Ontology annotation, molecular function: transmembrane transporter activity. Bases 1 to 1548 code for a protein of 515 amino acids. Gene Ontology annotation, cellular component: membrane. Gene Ontology annotation, biological process: transmembrane transport. The transcript has 9 exons. The record is from RefSeq and is a predicted model, not a curated record. NCBI's taxonomy places the organism in Eukaryota, Fungi, Ascomycota, Eurotiomycetes, Eurotiales, Aspergillaceae.